CGCCGCGCCGCGCCCCGCCCUGCUUCACCUGGCUCAGGAGGACGCUGUAUGCACCCUCAGCUCCUGAGGGGACGCCGCAGGCAUGACUGACAUCGCCAACCACCUGCCCUACUUCUUUGGCAACAUCACCCGGGAGGAGGCUGAGGACUACCUGGUGCAGGGGGGCAUGAGUGAUGGGCUGUAUCUGCUACGCCAGAGCCGCAAUUACCUGGGCGGUUUCGCCCUGUCUGUGGCACACGGGAGGAAGGCCCACCACUAUACCAUCGAGCGGGAGCUCAACGGGACCUAUGCCAUAGCUGGGGGCAGGGCCCACGGAAGUCCCGCCGAGCUCUGCCUCUACCACUCCCAGGAGUCCGAUGGCCUCAUCUGCCUCCUCAAGAAGCCCUUCAACCGGCCAUCUGGGGUGGAACCGAAGACUGGACCCUUUGAGGACCUGAAGGAAAACCUCAUCAGGGAAUAUGUGAAGCAGACCUGGAACCUGCAGGGUCAAGCUCUGGAACAGGCCAUCAUCAGCCAGAAACCUCAGCUGGAGAAACUCAUCGCCACCACAGCCCAUGAAAAAAUGCCCUGGUUCCAUGGAAAAAUCUCUCGGGAUGAAUCUGAACAAAUUGUCCUAAUAGGAUCAAAGAUAAAUGGAAAAUUCUUGAUCAGGGCCAGGGACAACCAUGGGUCCUAUGCCCUGUGCCUGCUGCAUGAAGGAAAGGUACUGCACUACCGCAUCGAUAAGGACAAAACAGGGAAGCUCUCCAUCCCCGAUGGGAAGAAGUUUGACACACUCUGGCAGCUAGUUGAGCAUUAUUCUUAUAAACCAGAUGGUUUGUUGAGAGUUCUCACUGUCCCAUGUCAGAAAAUCGGGCAAGCAGGAAAUGUUAAUUUUGGAACUCGUCCCCAGCUUCCAAGCUCCCAUCCUGCGGCCUGGUCAGCGGGUGGAAUACUCUCAAGACUCAUAUCAUACUCCUUUUCCAAGUCUGGCCACAGAAAGACCUCAUCCCCUGGGAACCGACCGGAGAGCACGUUCAACCCCUACGAGCCGGACGGAGGGUCCUGGGCCGCGGAACGAGAUGCCCAGAGAGAAGCCCUGCCCAUGGACACCGAGGUGUACGAGAGCCCCUAUGCGGACCCUGAGGAGAUCAGGCCCAAGGAGGUCUACCUGGACCGGAGUCUGCUGACCCUGGAGGAAAAGGAACUGGGCUCUGGCAACUUUGGGACUGUGAAGAAGGGCUACUACCAGAUGAAAAAAGUCGUAAAAACAGUGGCUGUGAAAAUUCUGAAAAACGAGGCCAACGACCCUGCUCUGAAAGAUGAGUUACUAGCAGAAGCCAACGUCAUGCAGCAACUAGACAACCCGUACAUCGUGCGCAUGAUCGGGAUCUGCGAAGCCGAGUCCUGGAUGCUGGUGAUGGAGAUGGCAGAACUCGGCCCCCUUAAUAAAUACUUACAGCAGAACAGGCAUGUCAAGGAUAAGAACAUCAUAGAGCUGGUUCAUCAGGUUUCUAUGGGAAUGAAAUACCUGGAGGAGUGCAAUUUUGUGCACAGAGAUCUGGCUGCAAGGAAUGUAUUGCUGGUUACUCAGCAUUAUGCCAAGAUCAGUGAUUUUGGACUUUCCAAAGCACUUCGUGCUGAUGAAAACUACUACAAGGCGCAGACCCACGGGAAGUGGCCUGUUAAGUGGUACGCGCCCGAGUGCAUCAACUACUACAAGUUCUCCAGCAAGAGCGACGUCUGGAGCUUCGGGGUGCUCAUGUGGGAAGCAUUUUCCUACGGGCAGAAGCCUUAUCGAGGAAUGAAAGGAAGUGAAGUUUCAGCCAUGCUGGAGAAAGGAGAGAGGAUGGGGUGUCCUGCAGGCUGCCCGAGGGAGAUGUACGAUCUGAUGAAUCUGUGCUGGACGUACGAGGUGGAGAGCAGGCCCGGAUUUGUAGCAGUGGAGCUGCGGUUACGCAAUUACUACUACGAUGUGGUUAACUAACGACUCCAUGCCUGUCUGUGGCCGCCUUCCAGCAAAGAGAGGCCACAGGAAAAUGCAUUUCACUGCAUGGAUUUUGAGUACCUCCAUCUCCCUCACUUCAAGAGAGCAAGCCUUGUGGGAUAGGCCCAUGACUGUGAACCCCAAAGCCUGCCCUGGAACUCAUCCUCUGCAUAGCAAAUGUGUCACAAAGAGCUGUGGGAGGAAAGACAAGAUAACUGGCUCAAAGGGCCCAGGGAUUCACUUGUUUUCUGUCAUCGUGGUUGUGAUGGCUGGUGAUAUUCAGCAUGUUUUCAGACUUCUCUCUUGUCUCACCAGCUUGGUUCUGGGCUGCACUGGACCACAGGGCAGACCUGGAGGCAUUGCCAGGACCUGUGCCUGCCACCCACUCUGCAUUUUAAGUGCUCAGAGGGUGCAGUUAGCAGUGAGGCUGGUGGCCAGAAAGAAAGGGGAGGAAAAGGGCCUUGGCUGUCUCCAGAAGUUGGUUCUGACUGGCUGAGACUCUGAGUGAUGCCACCAAAAAUCUCUUCUGAUGAUAAGGGUUUUGAGGCUUAAAAAAAAAAGCUAGUUGGACCAGUGUCGUUCCUAAGUUAGCAUCCAGCUCCUGGUGGGUAAAGUUCUGAGACAAAAGAUUCAUGUCUAUGAAAAGACGUGAAAGACGGGGCCUUUGAAUGAAUCUGCUUGGCUUUCUUCCCCCGAAGGCCUCUGCCGCACACUCUCAGGAGACUGUACUUGAGUGGAGACAAGUCAAUCAAUCUUUUCACAGGACCACAUAGGGGAGCAGGAGGACGUUAACUCAGUCUGACCACACACAGGCAGCAUCGGGCUGUGUCCCUUGGCUGGUGCCUGCGCUCCCUCCCUUGCAGACAGCUCCUGCCAGAAUGCCCUCUGAGGGACAACCUGAAGACCGGCACCUAAAAAAUGAGUUUCUGAAGAAAUUCUGGUUUGAUAAUAAAGCCAGACACUCUGGCCUUCGCCACAAGCAGGCCUUACUGAGUUGACUUUGGGUUGAAGUCGCAAGACCUGAGAAUUCUUUCCUAGUUCCCCAGUCUUAGUUAAUCCUUGAGUCAUCUGCCCACUCAUGUCAAUGUUGUUGUGACCCUUGAGAAUUAAAGUGCUGUUUAGUCUUCUUUCUUAGGUCAUUCCA
Condylura cristata (star-nosed mole) is the source of this 3110-nucleotide messenger RNA. It is a transcript of the gene SYK, whose product is annotated as spleen tyrosine kinase. The transcript is spliced from 14 exons. Gene Ontology annotation, biological process: protein phosphorylation; cell differentiation; cell surface receptor protein tyrosine kinase signaling pathway. The record is from RefSeq and is a predicted model, not a curated record. Gene Ontology annotation, cellular component: cytoplasm; extrinsic component of cytoplasmic side of plasma membrane. The coding region runs from base 83 to 1966 and encodes 627 amino acids. NCBI's taxonomy places the organism in Eukaryota, Metazoa, Chordata, Mammalia, Eulipotyphla, Talpidae. Gene Ontology annotation, molecular function: ATP binding; signaling receptor binding; non-membrane spanning protein tyrosine kinase activity.